AUGCUUAAAAAAAGACCUGUCAACAUUGCCUGCAUCCAGGAGACCAAGUGGAAAGGUUCAAAGGCGAAAGAAAUCGGAGAUGGCUACAAACUCAUCUAUCGUGGUACCAGAACACGAAAUGGCGUAGCAAUAGUUGUCGACCAAGACUUCCGUAACAAUGUCACCAGUGUCAACAGGAUGUCAGAAAGGCUUAUGUCUAUCAAGAUUGACUCAACAGCUAUCACUGCCCACAUUGUAUCUUGCUAUGCAAAUCAAACUGGAUGCACUGAGGAUGAGAAGGACAAGUUUUGGAACAGUCCGGAUGCCCUCCUUCGAGAAGUUCCCCAGGAUGAGUCCAUUAUUGUUGGAGGAAAUUUAAACGGACAUUUCAGGGCUCACAAAGAAGGAUAUAUGCGAUGCCAUGGAGGACAUGGGUACAGUGGGUGGGAAGAUGAUGGAUGUCAGAUACGUGAUUUUGCAGAAGCUCAUGAUAUCAUUGUGAUCAACACAUAG
Molecule: messenger RNA, 492 nt
Organism: Schistocerca americana (American grasshopper)
Lineage: Eukaryota; Metazoa; Arthropoda; Insecta; Orthoptera; Acrididae
Exons: 1
Coding region: 1-492 (163 amino acids)
Biological process (GO): chromatin remodeling
Cellular component (GO): nucleus
Source: RefSeq, a predicted model, not a curated record